Messenger RNA from Prorocentrum cordatum, 2795 nucleotides. The record is from the annotation of a GenBank genome assembly. NCBI's taxonomy places the organism in Eukaryota, Dinophyceae, Prorocentrales, Prorocentraceae.
AGGCCUGCUCGGCGCCGGCCACCUCGGCGGCGCUGGCCGCCGUGGCGGCCCCGACGCCCGCGACCCCUGCGUGACGGAGGAGGAGGCGGGCGGCGUGGCGCCGCACACCGGCUGCGGCGGCUUCUUCUCGCAGGGCGGCCCCACCUCGGACGGCGGGGGCGCGAGCCUCCGCAGCUUGUGGGCGCCCCCGGCGGCCCAGGAGGCGCCGCCCGUGCUGGAGGACAACCAGAGCAACGGGGCCUCCCAGGAGGAGACGGUCAGCCCGAGCCACCCGAUGGACCCGCGCUACCUGGACCGCUCCAGCUCGGGCGUCAGCAAGGUCAGCAAGAACAGCAAGGCUUCCGCCAAGAGCGCGCUGACGCUGCCAUCCGUGCACGAGCAGUCCCAGUCCCCGGCCAAGAGCAGCAGGCCAAGCACGUCGCCGGCGCCGAGCGACGUCGACCACGACCCCGCGGCGCAGGGGCAUCUCAAGCGCGCGCACUCCAAGAGAUCGACGGUCCGGUCCGAGAGCAAGCGCCCGACCGUCCUCAGCUGGGUCAACGACACCAGCAGGGACCAGUCGCGCUGGGCCAACUUCAAGUACUUUGCGCUGCUCAGGAAGCUCCCGGGCACGGAGCAGCUCAUCUCGUGCUUGCAGCGGACGUCGGCCCUGAAGGAGCCAGCGAGAACAGGGCUAAUUCACAGUUUUGUCAGGAGCGUGCAGUUCAGUUUUGUGUGCCAGAGCGUCAUUCUUCUCAACACGUUCUACGUCCUGGUCGACACGAACUACCAGAUAGCGAACCUUGACAAGGACGCGUUGCCGAUUUCGUUCCCUGUGGACCUGUUCUUUGGCAUUUUCUACACUGGAGAGCUGACCCUGAGGAUUUACACCCACCGCUACUUUUUUUUCAUUGGGGACGAGGCGUCUUGGAACUGGUUCGACAGCUUCUUGGUGUUCGUUACGAUGCUGGACCUGCUCGGAAGCAUGGGGGGCAACGUGGGGUACACCCGCGUCUUCCGUGUGCUGAAGGUAAUCAAGGUCCUUAGGGUCGUGCGCGUCCUCCAGUUCUUCACCGACCUGCGCAUGAUGAUCAACUGCGUCCUGGCAUCGAUAGUUUCCCUAUUCUGGUGCAUAGUGAUGAUCGUAUUUGUCAUGUUUAUCUUCGCGGUCUUCUUUACGCAGGAGGCGACCAGGUACAUGAAGGAGGAUGGUCCGCCGACGGUCGUGCUGGCAGACUACCCGCUAAUCCGGCUAUUUUUCGGCAACGUGCAGACGACUAUCUUGACCCUGUUUAUGUCUGUGACUGGCGGGGAGGACUGGAAGAGAGUUUACGACGUGUUGCAGCCCGUAGGGGACGUGACGUGUGCAUUUUACUUGGUGUUCAUAUUUGUGUUCCUCUUCUCAAUCCUGAACAUCAUCAUGAGCAUCUUCGUGGAGAAGGGUGUCAAAAUGGCCGCGCCAGACACGAACAACCAGAUCCUCGAGACGAGGCGGAAGCAAGCCGCCGACUCUAAAGAGUUGAUGUCGUUGUUCAACAAGGCGGACGCGGAUGGCUCCCAGACUAUAAGCCAGCAAGAGUUCGAGAUGUGCAUCGCGAAGGCAGAGUUCAAAGACUUUCUCGCGACGCGCGGCAUCGACAUCAAGGAGGCCAGGACUUUCUUCAACAUGGUUGCCGACACCAUUGGAGACAGGGAGCUGGACGUAGGCCACGUCGUACGGUGCUGCCUCGGCAUCAAGGGGUUCGCGACCAGCGUAGACUUGCACAUCCUUCGCUACGAGGUAAGGGAAGCGAUGCGCAUGAUUGAAGAAUUGCAUGACGUCAUCCUCACAGACUCGUCAUCACUCGGCAGCCCCAGAAGCGGGUCGGACAAGUGCGAUGUAUGAGCCUUUUGUUUGCCCGCAUUCUCUUGUGGUUCCCCCCUGACUCCUGAUGAUGAUCUCUCGUAUCCGCGCCUUCCUCAUUUAAGUUCUCCGUAUCCGUCUCCUGUUUUUCGUCUGUACUCGCACUGUUUCCCUGUCAUUGGUGGUUGAUUGCCCGUGCAUUGCUCUUCACACCGCUGCUGUGAAGCCUCACUGCGCUGUUGUGGUUCAGCUGCCCGCGGACGGCGCCAGCCCAGCACAUCCCAGCACCGCGGGUGGCGACUGUCCGAGGGGGCUGCGCAGGGGCUCGUGACGUGCGCCACCUCGUAUCUUUCGCGUCGUGGCCAGGGCUCUCUUCUCGUCCUCAUCCACUGCCUCCUUCGUGGCCCUGGGAGCACAUCUCGCUCUUGCCAUUCGCGCGCCCCACGAAAAGGGAGGGGCGGAUGCCCUGCGGAAUGCGCGAGGCCGCUCGCAGCACGCAUCGACGCAUGCAACCUCACAGGUCGUCAGUUUUCCACCAUCAUCUUCAUCAUCGACCCUCUUUGUUGAACACGAGCCAGGGCCCGCACGGGGCCCGCCGAAGUCACCCGUUUCGCGCAUUCUGCUGGCGCAGAAUGAAUGCAUCACCUCCGCCGUCUGCCUGUGUGCUCGUGGCGAUGGAGCAGAACAGACGCCGGGUUGCUUAAGGGCAGCACUCAACGAAGCACGCCCCCACUCAAGCUUCGGCAUCGAAGGCCGACAGCACGAGAAGGCAGUAGCCAGAAACACGAGAGAGCAGUUUACUCAUGCUAUGCUGAGCCGCUUCGUACGGUGUCGGCCAUCUUGGCGGAGACCUGAGAGGCUCUCCGCGGUCUCUGUGCGCUUCUAUGCUUUCCCCCACCAUCCUGUGGUGUUGGGUCCUUGUUUCGAUGAAGCAGCUUCCCGCGUUUCUCCUCCUCCUUCUCCUCCUCCUCCU